AUGGAUUCUAAAACAAAAUAUCUGCUUUUGUUCUCUCUCUGCAUCGCUUCAUCAUGGGCCGCCGACAUGUCCAUCAUAGCCUACGAUCGGGAGCACCACGGCGGGCCGGGCUCCCGGCCCGAAGACGAGAAAAAUGCUAAAGUUGUAACGAUCGAUAGCUAUGAGGACGUGCCUACAUAUAACGAGAAAGCCCUUCAGAAAGCGGUUGCCAACCAGCCAGUGGCUGUUGCCAUCGAAGCCGGUGGCAGAGACUUCCAACUCUAUGAAUCAGGCAUCUUCACGGGAAGGUGUGGGGUCCAGCUGGACCAUGGGGUCGCAGCCGUAGGGUACGGCACGGAAAACGGCAAGGACUACUGGAUUGUGCGCAACUCGUGGGGGUCCUCUUGGGGGGAGAAGGGGUACAUCCGUAUGGAGCGAAACGUGGGUGCGAAAUCGGGCCUUUGCGGGAUAGCAGUUGAGGCCUCUUACCCGACCAAGACAGGGGAGAACCCGCCCAAUCCAGGGCCUUCUCCACCCUCCCCUGUGGCCCCGCCUUCUGUGUGUGACGACUAUUAUUCGUGUCCAGAGAGCACCACUUGCUGCUGUGUGUAUGAGUAUGGCAAUUAUUGCUUUGCAUGGGGCUGCUGCCCGCUCGAGGGGGCCACUUGUUGUGAGGACCAUUAUAGUUGCUGCCCGCACGAGUAUCCCGUUUGCAACAUUUCUGCUGGCACCUGUUCCAUUAGUAAGGAUAACCCACUUGGGGUGAAGGCAAUGAAGCACAUUCUUGCCAAGCCAAUUGCGACUUCCGGCAAGGAUGGGAAAAGGAGCAGUGCUUGA
Messenger RNA from Striga hermonthica, 816 nucleotides. Lineage: Eukaryota; Viridiplantae; Streptophyta; Magnoliopsida; Lamiales; Orobanchaceae. The record is from the annotation of a GenBank genome assembly.